UCAAAACCAAAAGAGAGAGAUUUCUGGUUUGUUUUAUGUUUGUAACAGCGAUCCGUCAGUACUUCUGUACAAGUUGUAUCAUCUUUAGAUCAGCUGGAUUUUAAAGGCUUAAAAGGGUUUAGCUUGCGAGGCAAGAAAACAAGCGAACGUUAUCGUACCAUGGUUGCAGCGUUGGAACGAGGACUAAGCGCUUCCAAGUCAUUCCAUUUCAAAAGAAUGUUUGAUUCAUCAUCGACAAAACAUCAGCAACCACAAACAAUUGUUGUGGAGAAGGGAGAUUCACAUCUUGUUGAAUCCAAAACGCCUAAAAGCGAAAACUCCGAUAGCUUGUCAGAAAGCCCCGUUGAGAGCAUUCCUCCGAUGAUUUCUCCUCUUAAUCGGCCAGGAAAACGACCUGAUAGACAACAAGCAGAUACGGAGAUGAUGAAGGACAGGUUCGCGAAAUUACUUCUUGGAGAAGAUAUGUCUGGUGGUGGAAAAGGAGUAUCUUCUGCUUUGGCUCUUUCCAACGCCAUCACAAAUCUCGCUGGUACAUCUUUUUCUUUUAAUGAAGCAAGGUCUUUUCUUGAUUUUUGUAUAUUCUGAUGAUGGUACAAUCGGUUUUCAGCGUCUAUAUUCGGAGAACAAACAAAGCUACAACCAAUGCCGCAAGAUAGACAAGCUCGGUGGAAGAAAGAGAUUGAUUGGUUGUUGUCUGUGACCGAUCACAUCGUCGAGUUUGUUCCUUCUCAGCAAACGAGCAAAGAUGGAGUUUGCACCGAGAUUAUGGUGACAAGACAAAGAGGUGAUCUUCUCAUGAACAUCCCAGCCUUGAGAAAACUCGACACCAUGCUCAUCGAUACACUUGACAAUUUCAAAGGACACAAUGAGUUUUAUUAUGUGUCAAGAGAUUCAGAAGAAGGGAAACAAGCAAGUAAUGCUAGGUCAAACGAUAAAUGGUGGCUUCCUCCGGUGAAAGUUCCUCCAGGCGGUUUAUCUGAACCGGCUCGGAGAAUGCUUUACUACCAGAAAGAUUCAGUCACUCAGGUCCAAAAAGCUGCAAUGGCCAUUAAUGCUCAAGUCCUCUCCGAAAUGGCAAUACCCGAGAGCUAUAUCGACUCUCUCCCAAAGAACGGAAGAGCUAGUCUUGGGGACUCGAUCUACAAGAGCAUAACAGAGGAGUGGUUUGAUCCAGAGCAGUUUUUGUCAAUGUUGGACAUGUCCACAGAACACAAAGUGUUGGAUUUAAAGAAUAAGAUUGAGGCAUCUGUUGUGAUAUGGAAGAGGAAGCUUCACGUAAAGGACAGCAAAUCUUCUUGGGGAUCAGCAGUUAGCUUGGAGAAAAGAGAAUUGUUCGAAGAGAGAGCAGAGACCAUCUUGAUCUUACUCAAACAGAAAUUUCCCGGUCUUCCUCAAUCUUCACUUGACAUCUCCAAGAUUCAGUUUAACAAGGACGUUGGACAAGCGGUGUUGGAGAGUUACUCGAGGAUACUUGAGAGCUUGGCUUACACGGUGAUGUCUAGGAUAGAAGAUGUUCUUUACACAGAUUCUUUGGCACAAAAGCAAACUUUAAUGGCUGAAGAAACAUCAGAUGGUGGGAGAACAACAGAAACGGAUUCAGAGUCAGCGGGAUCUUCUAACUCGGGAGAAGAAACCGAGAAGCUUGACCCACGCUACUCUAAGACCUUGCUAGAUUUCAUGGGUUGGAGUGACAAUAGUUCCAAAAGCAGCGAUAAACCUACUAAAUCCCCAGGUCUUACGCCGAAAAAGUUCUCCUACUUGGAAAAUUUGAAUGGUUUUAGAAGUCCCAAAGCCAGACAUUGAGUCAGGAAAAUACAUGUGUGAUACAUUUACAAAGAGCAUAGAAGUAGCAAAUGAAUUAUUUACACCCCUUCCUUCCGGCGGUCUUCAUCGGAUAGAGAAGUCUUUAGCUUAAGGGGUUAAGCCCCUGCUCUUUAAAAGAAGAUAACUAUAUUUCAGUUUUACAUGUUUGUUCCAUAAUCUUUAAUAAUGCCUUGUUGCUCUUGACUUCUAAAAU
Molecule: messenger RNA, 2017 nt
Organism: Raphanus sativus (radish)
Lineage: Eukaryota; Viridiplantae; Streptophyta; Magnoliopsida; Brassicales; Brassicaceae
Product: rho guanine nucleotide exchange factor 8
Exons: 6
Molecular function (GO): guanyl-nucleotide exchange factor activity
Source: RefSeq, a predicted model, not a curated record